AUGCAUUUCAGAGUGAGAAUUAUAAACUUGCUCGCCCCGCCUCCCCCAAAGCACACAUCAGCUAUUCACCCACUUCUACCGUUAAUAAUGUCAACUCGCAACCGCAACGGCAGCAGUGACGCCUCCCUUCCCGGCUUUGAGCGUGUGGAGGGCCGAAAUAAUAACCGCAACAACUCCAAUUACCGCAGCCGCAACAACUCUAAUGACCGCAACCGCAAUAACUCCAAUUAUCGCAGCCGUAACAGAACCAGUGACGAUACCCCUCCGGGUCUUGAGCGCUUGGGGGGCCAGGAAAGCCAUGCCGAGGCGGAAGGAGAACAUAGUAACCGGGGGGAGAAUACCCUAGGUCAUGAAGAGGACUUCCCCGACGAUGAUGGCGAGGCGGAAUCGUUCCUUCAACCUAUGUGGUCAGCACCGGAUCUGCUGGACCACACUGCAGAAACAUCUGGCUUGCCGAUGGAAGGAGUUGUUCUUGCUUGGCGCGGAAACAACACCGGCAAAUCAGUGAUAGUCGGAUAUGCGUGCGGCGGGUUCGUGACUGCACGACUGAUCCCAGCGGCCCGGCGUCCUAUUCCCUCUCGAGCACCUAACAUAUCAGAAAAAGCUCUUGGUCGCCGAAAGGACGAUCUUCGGACCGAGCGAGAUAUUAAAGCUUGGGGAAUCGUCGCAUGGCGGGUGGAUAAGAAGUCGGUCAGCCAGGACCCAAUAUCCUUAUUAAAACCGAUGACCAGAGCGUGGUAUCCAGAGACGUAUGUCUAUAUUCAUUGGUGGAAUGGAGAUGCGAGCUGGGAGUCGCGGCAUAAUCUUCGAUACGUCUGUGCUAGCAACAACCUGAAGACAGACAUGUUAAUAUACAAUGUGGCGAAGGAGCAGGAGGCCAAUUACCGCGAGGCACUUACAGGAGUGAGGCCAGAAUAUGCUCCGGCAAAUACCCAAAUGGCAAACGACCACUGGAAAAAUGUGAACGCAUAUCGAGGUGCACACUGGUUCCAGCCACGCGCCGAAGAAAACAGGCGAAUAACGAGCAUCGGAUAUGAACCGGUUAUCAUGGAAGAAGAUAACUCUCACGAGUUCGAUAGUGGUAUAGGUUUGAGACAAGGUUCAAUUGCCGGCAGCAAUAGUGAUAUUGUCGAAGAAGCUGGGGAAGAAGAUGAAGAAGGAUAUUAUGAGGGCUCCAAUGAGGAUGAAGAGGUGGUUCAGGAUGAUAGAGAACAACAAUAUGGGCAUGCGCAGCAGCGUCAGCCUUAUUUAAGCCCUAUUGAUGAAGAAGGUAGUGUCCUUGAGAGCAGGGUUUUCUUCACACCUGAGGUGACCCCCAGCCGAGCCCGAGGGCAUGGUGAAGCACAGCGAACAUACGGUAUUUCUACCCCAAGAGCGACCAGGUCACCUAGCUCCGGUGACCCCUCCCAGGGGAAUAGAGGCCAGGCCCAGCGGAUGCUGGAAACACCAGGCAACCAGCGAAUGCCGCGCUUAAACCAGGGCUCAAACCGGGGCAAUGAGCAGCCGACACCAGAAUCCAGCCGCUCCAAUCGCUCUAACCAAGACAAUCGGCGGCAACAGACACCACAAUCCAGCCAGGGUAACCGCUCCAGCCAAGACAAUCAGCGACUAGCACCGCACUCCAGCAGCUCCAACCGCUCCAGCCAGGACAAUCAGCGGCAACAGACACCACAAUCCAGCCAGGGUAACCGCUCCAGCCAAGACAAUCAGCGACUAGCACCGCACUCCAGCAGCUCCAACCGCUCCAGCCAGGACAAUCAGCGGCAACGGACACCACACUCCAGCCAGGGUAACCGCUCCAGCCAAGGCAAUCAGCGGCAGACACCACAAUCCAGCCGCUCUAAUCGCUCCAAUCAGGACAAUCAGCAGCAACGGACACCACAACCCAGCCAGGGUAACCCCUCCAGCCAAGAAAAUCAGCGACAGACACCACAAUCCAGCCGCUCUAACCGCUCCAGCCAAGACAACCAGCGGCAACGGACACCACAAUCCAACCAGGGCGCCCACCCCAACCAGGGCAAUCAACAGCAACGGACACCACAACCCAGCCAGGGUAACCCCUCCAGCCAAGAAAAUCAGCGACAGACACCACAAUCCAGCCGCUCUAACCGCUCCAGCCAAGACAAUCAGCGGCAGCGGACACCGCAAUCCACCCAGGGUAACCGCGAUCAGCAGCGACAGGCACCGCACUCCAGCCGCUCCAGCCGCUCCAAUCGCUCCAACCAAGACAAUCAGCCCCAGACGCCAAUCUCCACCCAGGGCAACCGAUCGAACCAGGACAAUCAGCGGCAGACACCAACGCACUCCAGCCGCUCCAAUCGCUCCAACCAGGACAAUCAGCGGCAACGGACACCACAAUCAACCCAGGGUAACCGCUCCAACCAAGGCAACGAAGGGGACCAGCGCAGUGCGGGAUUAAACAUUCCCCUAUCCGAGGGCAACCAGGGUCAACCCCAACAGCGACGUGGUCGAGGUCGCGCCCGCCGCGGAGAGCUCAGCAACCCACCAAGCAACCUACCGACACGACGUAGCACUCGACAUACUCGAGUCCCGGGUGGGCCUUAG
This is a messenger RNA of Penicillium egyptiacum, 2565 nucleotides long. Lineage: Eukaryota; Fungi; Ascomycota; Eurotiomycetes; Eurotiales; Aspergillaceae. The record is from the annotation of a GenBank genome assembly.